Rhodamnia argentea is the source of this 706-nucleotide messenger RNA. RefSeq lists its product as uncharacterized. Lineage: Eukaryota; Viridiplantae; Streptophyta; Magnoliopsida; Myrtales; Myrtaceae. The coding region runs from base 24 to 593 and encodes 189 amino acids. The transcript has a single exon. Gene Ontology annotation, molecular function: acyltransferase activity, transferring groups other than amino-acyl groups. The record is from RefSeq and is a predicted model, not a curated record.
UUCACCACGCUCGAGAUCUUCCAAUGGAGGAGCAGGAGCAACAAACCACCCACAUCUCAGGCGGCAGGGGCAGCGGCGGCGGUGGCAGUGGCAAUAUCUCCCUCCGCCCUUUGCAACUCUCUGACGUCGACGACUUCAUGGCGUGGGCCGGCGACCCGGACGUCGCCCGCUUCUGCAGGUUCGAGCCCUACACGAGCUGUGACGACGCCUUGGAUUACAUCGCCCGCACCGUUCUCCCCCACCCUUACUUCCAGGCCAUCUGCCUCGACGGCAGGCCGGUGGGGCAAGUCUCGGUGACGCGGAACGAGGCCAGGAUGGAGGCUUGCCGGGGGGAGCUGGGCUACGCGCUGGCCUCUGGCUACUGGGGGAGGGGGAUCGCGACGGAGGCGGUGAGGACGGCGGUGGUGGAGGUGUUUGGGGAGAGGCCGGGGCUGGAGAGGGUGGAGGCGGUGGUGGACGUGGAGAACAAGGCGUCGCAGAGGGUGUUGGAGAAGGCCGGGUUCACGAGGGAGGGGGUGCUGAGGAGGUAUCAAGUGCUCAAAGGGAGGACGAGGGAUGUGGUCGUGUUCAGCCGUCUCUCUACUGGUGAAUGAUUCUUGACAAGUUCACCAUGAACGUCGCUCCCGUUUUAAUGCUCAAUUUGACUUUCAUAAUUGUCAUCCAUUUGCAAGGAAAACUUCCUCUGUAUUUGUGAAUCCAGCGUGUG